This is a messenger RNA of Kluyveromyces marxianus DMKU3-1042, 1083 nucleotides long. It is a transcript of the gene SHO1, whose product is annotated as osmosensor SHO1. Bases 1 to 1083 code for a protein of 360 amino acids. The record is from RefSeq and is a predicted model, not a curated record. Gene Ontology annotation, molecular function: protein binding. The transcript has a single exon. Lineage: Eukaryota; Fungi; Ascomycota; Saccharomycetes; Saccharomycetales; Saccharomycetaceae.
AUGGUGUUAAUUAGGAGAAGCCAGGCUCGCGCAGUGAGACAGAACUCGCAUGUGAAGCAUGAGUUCCAUAUUUCAUCGUUUUUGGGAGAUCCAUUUGCGAUUGGGACUAUAAGUAUUGCGUUUGUAGCGUGGGUGAUUGCUCUUGGGGGGUCGAUCGCUGUUGCUUCGUCGUCCGUUUCGUUUCCCCGGUUUUCAUGGUGGAGUAUAGUGUACCAGAUUCUUGUUUUGUUGACGCUGUUUGGGAUGUACUGCAUGGAUUUGGUGGACUACUACCGCACGUUUCUGACUUGUGCAGUUGGUGUAGCGUUUGUUUACACGUCUAACAGUACGAAUAGUAUCGUUUACAACCAGGGGUCGAAUAGUGGUGCUGCGGCUGCGGGGUUCAUCUUACUUUCCAUGAUUAAUUUGGUGUGGGUGUUUUAUUUUGGAGGGGAUAACGCAUCGCCAACGAAUAGAUGGAUCGACUCUUUCUCGCUACGUGGUAUCAGACCCUCGGUAGUGGAAACGACCAUGGGUAUCGCCAGAUCUCAAAGGCUGCCCCCAAAACCCGUUUAUCCUUACCAAUACCAGGAGGAUUUGCGUUCAAACUCGCUGCACGAUUUGCAGCACAACAGCGAAGACGAGGAAAACAUCGAACGUACUGGGAAUUUGUAUGCCCCAGAACUUCAAUCUUCCACCAAAUACGUUUCGUCCACGGUUCUUAAUGGGUUUGAAAAUACGGAUCAUUCUUCCUCCAAGCCAAAUCUCAAUCUGGACUUGGCUGCACCAAAUACAGCUACUUUCAAUACACAGGCUAGCAACUCCUUCAUCACAGAUACCACGAAUGCUAAUACAGACACGACGAUGGGAGAUACGUUGGGCUUGUACAGUGAUAUCGGAGAUGAACUCAAUAGCUUCCCAUACACUGCAGAAGCACUUUACACCUACCAAGCCGAUGAAUCGGAUGCUUAUGAAAUAUCCUUUGAACAAGGUGAAAUAUUAAAGGUUGGAGACAUCGAAGGAAGAUGGUGGAAGGCAAAGAAAUCAACCGGACAAACAGGUAUUAUCCCAAGUAAUUACGUCAAACUUCUCGACGGGAAAUAG